GGUGCCACGCAGUUGAAGGUUGCCGGGACACUGCGCCUGCGUUGUAAGGCUCGUGAGCCCCGCCCCGUCUGGGCACCUGAAGGCCCUCAGGGCGGAGGAGGGCGGGUACGCUGCGCAGGUCUUAGCUUCACACUGCAGGUUGUGGAGCUGUUUCAGCCGGUGGAGGUACCUGGUUCGCUCGUCUCCACGAUGUGAGACCUCAGUUUUGAGAGGCAUUAAGUAAAACUGACCCAGGAUCUCUCAACAUUUAAAUGGCUGAACCAAGAGAUGAACAGACGUAUUGAUGGGAAUAACCUAAAUCAAGAUUUAUAAUUUUAAGCUGGCAAAAAUCUUCACUUAAAUGGAUGCUUCUUGUCUUCCGACUAGCUUUCAGCAGUCUGAAAUGACCGUGAAUAUUUGCUCCCUCAUCACCAUUGUUGGCGAAUAUUUUCAAGAGCUCCGAAGUUAGUUGACGCUCUAAUAAGAGGUCCUUUGUGACAACUUACUUGGUCACAGGAUUAUUGGGAUUUUCCAGGUGCAGUUGGUGCCGCUCCUGCUGCUCCACAGCUUUUGAUGUUUGUCACUACUUUUCUGAAAACACAGGCUUAGAGAGCAUAAACAUCAAAGGCAGUGAAAUAACAGCCAUUCCCUAUGAUAUCGUAUUUAAUGUAUUUUUUUGAGAAUGUAAAUCCAGAACAUUAAAGUUAUUUUUAUUUUAGAAUAAGAAUAAAACCAUCUGAAAAAGUUGGAGAAGAUAGAGUAUAUUCAGUCUUCAAACCAGAAGGUCAACAAAGUGGAAAUGCACAAUUUUGAGGAUGAGUUAACAUGUCCCAUUUGUUAUAGUAUUUUUGAAGAUCCUCGUGUACUACCAUGCUCUCAUACAUUUUGUAGAAAUUGUUUGGAAGACAUUCUACAGGCAUCUGGUAACUUUUAUAUAUGGAGACCUUUACGAAUUCCACUCAAGUGCCCUAACUGCCGAAGUAUUAUUGAAAUUGCUCCAACUGGUAUUGAAUCUUUACCUGUUAAUUUUGCGUUAAGGGCUAUUAUUGAAAAGUACCAGCAAGAAGACCAUCCAGAUAUUGUCACCUGCCCUGAACAUUACAGGCAGCCACUGAAUGUUUAUUGUCUACUGGAUAAAAAAUUAGUUUGUGGUCAUUGCCUGACUAUAGGUCAACAUCAUGGUCAUCCUAUAGAUGAUCUUCAAAGUGCCUAUAUAAAAGAAAAGGACACACCUCAAAAACUGCUUGACCAGUUAACUGAUACACACUGGACAGAUCUUACUCAUCUUAUUGAAAAGCUGGAAGAACAAAGAUCUCAUUUGGAGAAAAUGGUUCAAGGUGAUAAGGAAGUUGUUCUCCAGUAUUUUAAAGAGCUUAGUGAUACAUUAGAACAGAAAAAAAAAAAUUUCCUAACUGCUCUUUGUGAUGUUGACAAUCUGAUUAAUCAAGAAUGUACUCCACAAAUUGAAAGAAUGAAAGAAAUGAGAGAGCAGCAGCUUGAAUUAAUGACAAUGACAGCAUCUUUACAAGAAGAAUCUCCACUUAAAUUUCUUGAAAAAGUUGAUGACAUCCGCCAACGUGUGCAGCUUUUGAAACAAAGACCACUUCCUGAGGUACAGCCUGUUGAAAUUUAUCCUCGAGUAAGCCAAGUAUUUAAAGAAGACUGGAGCAGAACAGAAAUUGGACAAAUUAAGGAACUUCUCAUUCCUGAAAUGAAAAUUUCUUCAAAAAGGAUGCCAUGUUCCUGGCCUGAUAAGGAUGUAAAAGAAGUUGAAUUUUUUAAGAUUCUAAACCUUGUUAUAGUUACACUAAUUUCAGUAAUACUGAUGCUGACUCUCUUCUUUAACCAACACGUAAUAACCUUUUUAAAUGAAGUCACUUCAACAUGUUUUGCUGAGGUCUCCCUAUCUGUUUACCAAAGUUUAUCUAACAAUCUUCAUGAUUUAAAGAAUAUACUUUGUCACACUUUAUAUUUACUGAAGGAAUUCAUGUCGAAAAUAAUUUCUCAUUGAAAAUUCAAACCUGAAUUGUUUAAAUAGGCUUGUUCUGUACAGCAGACACUAACAACCAUUUGCUAAAAGGAGGAAUACAGACAGCAUGGAUAAAAUGGCAAGCUAAAAUUUGCAACAGAUAUAAAUAGUAUGUAUAGAAAGGUUAAAACUUUCAUGCUUUUGUUGAAAAUGUGUGGUCAAAAGUUAGAAAUGAGACAAUGUCUCUGGUUUUCUGAAAACUAGAAUAAAAUUUAGUGAUUAUUUGAGUAUUAAUACAUUAUUCCUUUUUUUUUUUUUUUUUAUUGGCCUGAGAGCUUGACUCAGUGUGACAGUUAAACAUUCUUGUACCAAUGUUGUCUUUUAGCAUUAUAUAAUGCAGUGCUUGGCUUUGCAGUUCUUUAUGUAUAUGCAGCCUUUAAUUAAAAGAUGGCUAAAUCCUAGAAAGUACAAUAAGCCUUUAGUAUUACAUGGCUUGACAAUUUGGAAUGGGCAAAUUAAGGAUGGUGAGGUUUUAAAUUCAAGCAGCAGUCUUAAAGGUGAUACGAGAUUGCUUAGGUAAAAAUGUGUUUUGAUUAGGAGUUCCAGCUGUGGCACAGUGGGUUAAUGAAUGAUCUGGCGGCCUGUUUCUGGAAGCACCAGUUCAAUCCCUGGUCUGGCACAGUGGGUUAAGGAUCCAGCAUUGCUGCAGCUGUGGUACAGGUUGCACCUUAGGCUUGGAUUUGAUCCCUGGUUUGGGAACUUCCAUAUGCUGUGGGUUCGGCUGGAAAAAAAAAAAUGCAUUUGAUCAAUGUACCUCAUAAUUGGUCAACAUUCAUUCCUAAUACUAUUAUUGCUUUUGGAAAUAUAAAGUGCCAUUAAGGACCAACAAGUAACAUUUCCGAAUAUUUGUUUUUAUUCUGUGGUUUAUGUUAGGAUUGUAUUUGACUUUUGUGUAGCAUUAGUCUUGUCAGUCAAAUCAGUUCUUGGAUUAAAAACUCUAAAUUAGAACAAGUGUUAUUGGUAAUUCCACCCUCAGAUUUAGAUGGCAUGUUAACCGUCUUUAAACUGUCUUAAAUUUUCUGUCAAACAUUCUUAUACUAAUGCCAAAGUACCAAUAAUUUGAUCUUAUUUUCUUGAACUUUAUUAUGAAGGGAGCCUACUUAGCUAUUAAGUCAAAUCCCUUUUGGUUUCCUUUUAUUAGCAGGGACUGGAAUCAUGGUGCUUUGUGGUAGGACUUUUGGCCCUUUUGUCCACAUAACAAACUUAUAUGCUUUCUAGAAAUUCCAAAUUGGCUGUUGCUUAGAUCACAUCUUUAGGAGCCUUACUUAAUUCAGACUUUACAGGUCAAAUCAGGGAACACUCCUAGUCCUACAGAUAAAUAUGGCUGUAAUCAGGACACUAGUUCUAAAAUACUCCUGAUGUCUUAUCUGCUGAGAUAAGUCUGGACACCAAGGUGUAUGACUAUUUUGUUAAUUUAUGGUGAGAAUCAGAAUAGCACAACAAUAUGUUGUGUGGGCAAAGAACAUGUGGAGGGUAUAAUGGAGGCAAGAGGAGAUAUAUAUAUAUUCAGCUACACACUUACCCUGGAAGUUAAGUACUAGUCACAACACAAAAGAGCCAUGUACUUUUAGUAAGCACUGAAAUAUUUAUUAUGUAUUUAACAUUUAAUCUCACAUAUUUGAAAUAGGAAUUAACCCUCACUUACACAAAAAUUGCCCAAGGCCAUAGAGUUAGUUUGAGACCUCAUGGAUUCUUUUCAGAAUUCAUCUGUUGUGCUACUUUUAAAGGAUUGAAGGAGUUCCCUUUGUGGAUCAGCUGUUAAAUGAACCCAGUUAGGAUCCAUGAGGAUCUGGAUUUGAUCCCUGGCCUCGUUCAGUGUUAAGGAUACAGCAUUGCCGUGGGUUGUGGUGUAGGUCGCAGAAGUGGCUCAGAUCCCACCUUGCUGUGGCUGUGGUGUAGGCCAUCUGCUGUAGUUCCAAUUCGACCCCUAGCCUGGGAGCCUCCAAUGCCCUUGGGUCUGGCCCUAAAAAGCCAAAAAAAAAAAAAAAGGAAAUUGAAGAUUUUUACAAAAUUAGGGUUUUCUAAUCUAUGCCUGUGAAUCUAUGUCUAAGAAUCACAGCUAAAAAUUGAUGCCUUUUAGGUCUGACAUUAGUAUUUUAUAACUUGCCAGUUUUUAGUAGAUAAAAACUAUUUUUGGUUAAGUUUUAUGUAGUGUGCACGAAUAUAGUCAAAUAUACAAAUGACUGAUCCUUUAUACAUGCUGUUUGUUCUCUUUUGUAUUUUUACCAGGAGGAUGAGAUUGUAAACUUUAAAGUAUAUAGUCUUGAAAUAUUUCUAAGUUGUAUGUAUAACAACUGUAUAUUUUAAUAAACUCAUUUUGAUAUUUGC
Molecule: messenger RNA, 4336 nt
Organism: Sus scrofa (pig)
Lineage: Eukaryota; Metazoa; Chordata; Mammalia; Artiodactyla; Suidae
Source: RefSeq, a predicted model, not a curated record